This is a messenger RNA of Puntigrus tetrazona (Sumatra barb), 5366 nucleotides long. RefSeq names its product collagen-like tail subunit (single strand of homotrimer) of asymmetric acetylcholinesterase (gene colq). The transcript has 17 exons. NCBI's taxonomy places the organism in Eukaryota, Metazoa, Chordata, Actinopteri, Cypriniformes, Cyprinidae. The record is from RefSeq and is a predicted model, not a curated record. Bases 1392 to 2714 code for a protein of 440 amino acids.
AAAAAAAAAAAGGACAGGGAGAGGGAGGGUGAGAUAGACGAGGGGGGCUGGAAAACAUCUGUGAUAUUCCACUACAGAGCAUGCAGGCUAAUUCUGUCAUUUUAUGCAUGUGUGUACAUCACAUGCCAGUGGCAGCCCGUCUCAGAUUCAAGUCCUCCAGUUCCAACAUUGUAGAUGGUCACACCAAGUUAUCAUACCGAUUCUGAUUAAUGAACCCAUCUGCGGUUUCUUUACCAAAUAAGAAUUACGGGUUUUCAAAAUAUACAUAGGCUUCAAAGCAUUUUAUUGACGAAAAGACGUGACAUGUAGAUACUAUUAUAGUUUUCGUGUAAUUUUUGGAACCUUUAUUUAUGAAUUUUUAUUUUUGUUUUAGUUUAGUUCAGUGUUAUAACCCUGAUUACAGUCUGACUGGAAAAAUGUUGAAAUACUGUAAAUAAAUAGGUUUAGAAAUGUGUCAUUUUAUGUAAUUUUAUAUUGGUGUGUCGAUGUUGGUAACAGGGUUAUUAAAUUUAAAUUCAAAUUAAAUUUUAAUUCAAAUUUUAUUUGUCACAUACGCAUACAUACGUGGUACGACAUGCAGUGAAAUGCUUUUUACAGCCGUCCAGCGUUAUUGUAGUUAUCUAAAAUAAAACCAUAACGGUUGCUUAAAAUAUGCAAAAUAUUUAAUUUGAGCUAUUUGCCAUAGCAGCAUUUCUCAUGUUAAUUUAUAAUAGACAAAAACAACUAAAGUACGCAACUAAUACAUUAACGCAAAAAUAUAACAACUCAAAAUAUAAUGGUAUAACUUUGGAUCAGUCAUACAGUCUGUAUCUUCAAAAUCAUUUAUAUAUGAGUAUUAAAGCAUAAUAAGAGACUUGCUCGUGGUUGUCAAAAGCAAAAAAAAAAUGCUAUGGAACUUGAAUCUUAUUUUGCGAGAAAAGCAAAUCGCAUAUUUUGAACUUUGCCACUCUGGUAUCAUCACACCAGAAUGGUUAAGAAACAGAAGUAUUGGGUUUCCUCCUUGGUGUUAUCAAUAAAUAAAUGGGAGUAGUUCAACAUUGCCUCUGGCACGACACCCUGUCAUUUCAAUGUCAUUUCUAUCCAUACUGUUUUGUUUUCUCUGUCCAUUUGAGGCCGGGGGAAACAAAGGCGGCGCUGGCAGUAGUAACAGGCUAAUAUUGGCUACAGAGGGCAGCUGACUGGCUGCCUCAUGUAUAUUUAGCUCAGGGCCAAUACAUGGGAGAGGUGUAACAGACAUUGGCUGGCAUUCCCUUCUCCUAAAGGCGUGUGUGUGUGUGUAUGUGUGUGUGUGUGUGUGUGAGAGAUAGAGAGAGGCGGGGAGAGAGAGCAGUAGUGCGGGACCGUCUCAGAUCACUUCUCUGUGCUAUUGGAGGUAGACCGUAGCCGGCAGCAUGAUUCUGUUCACACUUGGACUAUAUUUUCAACUCCUCUGCUAUGUGGCGUCAUUCUCUUACGUGGAUAAUAUAUUCCCUCGUCCAACAGAUCUCCAGUUGCUGGAAACCAGGAAGAAAUUCAACCCCUGCUGUUUACUGAGUCCACCUCCGCCCCCUCUCUUCCCUCCUCCCCCUUCACUGUGGCGGCAGGACCCUCUGACUGAGACGGUUGUUCCACCCAGUGUCCCAUACAAUCCGGCACCUCACACAUGCUCCCCAGGGCCUCAGGGACCAGAAGGACCUCCCGGCCCUCAGGGUCCUGCUGGACUGCCGGGACCAAAGGGACCAAAGGGAGAUAAGGGUGAAAUUGGAAGACCCGGACAAAAGGGACGCACUGGCCCUCCUGGUCUCCCAGGACGACAAGGACCAAGUGGAUGGCAAGGACCAAGUGGACCUAAGGGGGAGAAAGGCGAUCCUGGGCUGAUGGGCAUGCCAGGGGCAAGAGGACUAAUUGGGCCUAAGGGCUUACCUGGUCAUAAGGGAGAAAAAGGCUCGCAAGGUUUCAGAGGUGAAAUUGGCUUAAAAGGUGACAAGGGAACAAUGGGCCUUCCUGGAAUGCUUGGCCAGAAGGGUGAAAUGGGCCCAAAAGGUGAACCUGGAAGCUCAGGGAACAGGGGACCCACUGGCCGGCCAGGAAAAAGAGGAAAGCAGGGUGCAAAAGGUGACAUUGGUACAACUGGACCCAUGGGUCCUGCAGGCCCUCAGGGGGCCCCCGGUCACCCUGGACCUCCUGGUCUGCCCGCAUCAGGACUGUACAUGGUAGGACAGAAAGGAGAGAAGGGACAACCUGGCAGCCCGGGACGCUGCGGCUGUAAUGCCCCCUCCUUUGACCACUGGGGCAGCUAUCCCAGAGUGCCUGCAAUCUUUGUGGUGAAUAACGAACAGGAACUGAACCGUCUCCAGACCGAUAAUGCAUUGGCCUUCCGUAAAGAUCAGAGGUCUCUUUACUUCAAAGACAUUGAUGGCUGGAUGCCAAUUCAGUUAACACCGUUCCAGUCGAUGGAGCGUGAUCCCGACCAGGAAGGUUUCUGCGGAGACAGCAUCGUGCAAGUUGAGAACGGAGAGGAGUGUGAUGACGGAAAUAAGGUGGUCACAGAUGGCUGUGUCAAGUGCAAACUUGCAUAUUGUGGGGAUGGAUAUCGCUAUGAAGAGGCAGAGGAGUGUGAUGGAAAGGAUUUUGGCUUUCACACAUGCAGGUCCUUUUUGCCUGGAUCUUAUGGACAUCUCAAGUGCACAGCUGACUGUUUCAUUGACUCAACAAACUGCAAGUAUUUCACAUGAGGACAAAAAUAGUAGUGUCUCGUUUGAGCUGGCGAGAUCCGUAUAAACGACGACACUGAAAACCAUAGAUUCAGUGGAUAAACUGAGAGUAGAAAUCUUUGAUGGAAUUAUCACAAACACAUUAGCUGAACUCUGUUGACAUGAUGCUGAGAGACCAUGUAGCUCACUCGGGAAAGGAACGCAUGGCAAAGCCACGUUUGUGCUCGCGCUCUUAAGAACUCUAACAGGACUUCAGACACCAUUCUCCAUUCAUUCAGCCUCUGCUUCCUGCCACUCGGCCCUGGCUCGACAUUUGGCCAGCGUGGUUGGCUGAACUAAGAGGAAACAGGUGAGUUAGUUGCCUCUUGGGGAUGGGUAAAGGACUUCUCAAUACCUCAAAGUACUGUAGUACUGUUUCAGAGGAAAGCCAUUUUCUCCUGGUCCACCCCACCUUCCCUCACAUAGGGUGCUCUUUAUGUGGAAUGCAAUGUGAUGUUGUUACUAUAGUAUUUUGCAUGAGGCUGAGAUUGCUGUAGGCAGCAUUACCAAGGCAUGUAACUGAAAAACAAAAGUGGCUCAUAUCUUUAAAUGUAGGGUUAGACCAAACUGGUGCUUGGCCUUGUAAGAAACCUAAUAAUUUAAAUAUUUUAAAUAACACUGAUGUACAUUAGGUUUAGUACAGUUUUGAAUACUGGGUCCAAAAUUAACUUGUUGCCACACAGCCCAAUAAUGGGUAAAUUGAAGAUAAAAUUGAAUUUAAGAACUCAUAAAAUGGCAAAAUUAUGAGCCAAAUGACUGUUUAAUUGAAUAACAUCGCUUGAUGGUUGUUCUGAAGAGCCAACAUACCAUGUACAGUACCAACAUUCAGUGUCUUCAAUAUCAAUCAUAAACAAAACAUUACUCAAAGCUCAAUGAGGCAAUCAUUAAUAUCGCUGAACAAUUAAAUGCCUGAGUACGAUUUGAACACCAUACUCAAGAAUAAAUUCAAGGCAGUGUCAAAAAGAAAUGUUUACCGAUAGAAAUGUUAGGUAAGUUGUCCCAACAAAAGAUAGCAAAGUUGCGACUGGACUGGGAACGUAUAUUCUAAUUGGAAUUCAUACUAUUAUGAUUAUUUUUGUUGCAAAGUGGACGUCACAGUUUGCAGUUUGUUGUCGCUUUCAAGAAACACGAAAUGACAUAUGGAAGCAUAUUAAGUAGACUUCAAAUUUUGUUGAAAUAAGGUACAUUUUUGUCACCAUUUUACUCACCCUUAUAUAAAAUGCUACCUCUUAUAAACCAUUUAUACACUCAUUUUUUGCAUUGUUGCAGUGACCCAAAUGGCCAGUAAAACCACUUACUUAAGCACCAAAUUCACAUUUUACUUCAGUUUGGCACAUAACAGGUGUUACUUUUGGACCCUGGGGAUAAAAGUUGUGCUUUCAAAGACUGUUUAAUGUAAAGGUUGCAUAAAUGUACUUAAACACUAACCAUAAUAAUACUACUGACUGACAAUAUUUAGAAUUUUUAAGAUUAGAAGACCCUGCUUUCCAGGCUCUCUGUUUGAUUUAUGGGGUCACACUUAGUUAACAUUUCCAACAUAUCUCAGGAAACCACUUAAAUAUAUCCAUAACUCCUCCACCUCCAUGCGUGGAGUAGGGUGCACAUAUUCCACAGUUUAGCUUGGUUUCACACAUUUGUUUGGUACUUCAAGAUCUUGAAGCAAAGCAAACACUGCUUAUUUAUCGGGUUAUGGGUCUGAAGAUCUUAAAAUAGGGAGGAAAAGCCAAUCUUACGAGGAAAUCUUAACUAUUUUACAAGGUGGCGAUUUGUAAGCAUGAAGCUCUAUCCCUAAACCUAACCAUCAGUGGGGCUUAGGCAGAUUCAGAAUUUAUUCAAUAUUGUAAUUAUUCGCCAAAACGCAAAAUAGUUUGGAAUUGCCAUGAGGUUGUGUUGGAAAAAAACCAUUCAUUAUGUGAAGGCUCUAAAGCUGUUAUUGAACAUUUUGUACUGUCUGCUAUUGCAGGGGUAGCAUUUUGCUGCUAUUCAGGCUAAAGACUGUUGGAUUAAGGCUGGACUGUUUUUGUCGUCCCAAAGGCUUUAAACUGAUUUAUGCCAAAGUCCAGUCUGAAUAUACCUCAGCAUAUACGAUGUGCUUUAGCCUUUGUGAUUACAGGACCUGAGGUGUAGCAUACAGCACUUACUUACUGUUAAAUUCAGUGAAAUCUUGCUUAAGUAUCGUUGAGUUUUUUGAUCAAGCCAGUUUUCCAUAAGCUAUAUGAUGCAUUUGCUACAGAAACCUCUUUGCUUACAUUUCUGGGGUGAUAUUCCUGACUUACCUGUAGAUUUCAUGUAAAAUAUUAUGGAUAUAUUAUCGAAAAUAAGUGUCUUGAAUUUAUUAUUCUGGUGAAACUGCAUGUUUAUAUUGUAUACUCUUGUUCAAAGGAGCAAAAUUGCCAUAUACGUUGAUGGCUUAUGACAGGCAGGUGUUUUAGGAGUUAAAGUGUAUUUAGCUUGUAACUGACUGUUAUCCUCAGAUUUGUACAAAUGGAGGAAAGAUGUUAACAUCAAAUAUUGCACAACAAAUACAAAAGAGACUGAAUGUUUUGUCCUAGUGUCAUUUAAAAGCUGUUCUCAGUAUUAAAACCUGUUUGAUACUGUCCUGCAAUGAUGUUAAAAUAAAGCUUGAAAAGCUAA